AUGAGUGCUCAGCGCAACCCCAAGGACUCGAUGAAGUCCACCUGGCGGCAACAGGCCCGCUCAGAGUGGACGCUUUUCCACUGGUUUUACGAGCUGCUCGGCAUCCAUCCGGAGCAUCUCGACAAGCAGGUGCCAACGCACCUGAAGGAGGAUGCGGUGCCCUAUGUCCCAGACUGGUCGAUGCACCGCUGGGUCCUCAUGCAUGCCGCCGUUCCGCUUCUCCUCCACCACGCCUACGUCCAGUUCACCGGCCACAACUUUGGCAUGCUGGGCGCAUUCAUUCUUUACAGCAUCAGCUUCAAGGCCAUCGCCAUCCACGAACUCCACGUACUCCGUCGUCUCGGUCACAUCCAUGGAUUCCUCGAUGGUGACAAGCAUGCCCGUGAUGGUGUUCCCGAUAUAGGGGUCGCCAAGGUUGUUCGCUCGUUAUUGUCUACUUCGACCUUCCGCCCUAUGUUCACCGUCAUGCUGGCCUACCGCACUAGCCAGGCCCCUGCCGACAUGAGCUUCGCCUGGCUGCCAAUUGAGGCUGGCCUCUACGGCAUCAUCCUGGACUUCUGGUUCUACUGGUACCAUCGUCUGAUGCAUGAUGUCGGCAGCCUCUGGCAGUACCACCGCACCCACCACCUCACCAAGCACCCGAACCCGCUCCUGACCCUGUACGCCGAUUUGGAACAGGAGUUCUUCGAUAUCGCCGGUAUCCCACUGAUGACCUACUUCACUAUGAAGUUCAUGGGCAUGCCGAUGGGUUUCUAUGAGUGGUGGAUCUGCCACCAGUACGUCGUCUUCGCCGAGCUGGCCGGCCACAGCGGCCUGCGUGUCCACGCCACCCCACCUUCCACCUUCAGCUGGGCUCUUCGCUACUUUAAUGCCGAGCUCGUCAUUGAAGACCAUGAUUUGCACCACCGCAAGGGCUGGAAGAAGAGCUACAACUACGGCAAGCAGACCCGUCUUUGGGACCGAAUCUUCGGUACUUGCUGUGACCGCAUCGAAUCUGUGCCUAAUAACGUCGACUACGUCAACCAGUCGCCAAUGCCACUAUACUGA
Molecule: messenger RNA, 1047 nt
Organism: Penicillium argentinense
Lineage: Eukaryota; Fungi; Ascomycota; Eurotiomycetes; Eurotiales; Aspergillaceae
Product: sterol desaturase family protein
Exons: 1
Coding region: 1-1047 (348 amino acids)
Biological process (GO): ergosterol biosynthetic process
Molecular function (GO): C-4 methylsterol oxidase activity; iron ion binding
Source: RefSeq, a predicted model, not a curated record